GUUAAAGAGGUAUCUAGAACAUAUAGAGAGUAUGAUGACAAAUCAAAAUAGGCGUGAAGCGGAGGACGCACCGGCGAAGCAGGAGGAUGAUCAUAUAGAGCCUGAGGCAGUGUCUAGGGGGACAGAGAAGCUAAGAUCAAGUAAGGUUGAGAUUGAAGUUGACAUAAAGAAACAGAAUUCAGUUGCUGCUGCUGAAGAGAGUGAACAAGGGCACUUUUUGCGUUCCCCGAUUUGCUGCAUUAUGGGGCAUGUUGAUGCUGGAAAGACCAAGUUGUUGGAUUGUAUCCGCGGCACAAAUGUUCAGAAAGGUGAGGCUGGAGGUAUUACGCAGCAGAUUGGUGCCACUUAUCUUCCUGCUGAGAACAUAGAAGAGAGAAUCAAGGAGCUGAAGAGUGAUAAGCACAUGAAGGUUCCAGGUUUGUUGCUCAUUGACACCCCAGGGCAUGAGCCAUUUACUAAAUUAAGGUCACGGGGUUCUAGUUUGUGUGAUAUUGCUGUUUUGGUUGUUGACAUUAUGGAUGGCUUAAAGCCUCAGACUAUUGAGUCACUCAAUCUUUUGAAAUCAAGGAAUACAGAGUUCAUUGUUGCAUUGAAUAAGGUGGACAGGCUCAGUGGAUGGAAGGCUUGUCCAAAUGCACCAAUUGUUGACGCAAUGAAGCAGCAACCUAAGGAUGUGAAAAAUCAGUUCAAUGACAGAGUCGUGCAGAUUGUCACUCAGUUUAAGGAGCAGGGAAUUAAUACGAAAGUGAAUUUCGAUGAGAACAAAAGAAUGAGGGACACAUACAGCAUUGUACCUAUAAGUGCCAAGAGUGGUGAAGGAAUCCCAAAUUUGUUGUCACUGAUGGUUUAUUGGACCCAGAAUUCCAUGACUGAGAAACUUACUUACAGCAAUGAAGUGCAGUGUAGAGUGUUGGAGGUCAAACAUGUAGAAGGCAUUGGGACGACAAUUGAUAUCAUAUUGGUUAAUGGGGUGCUUCAGCGUGGAGAUCAGAUAGUUGUUUGUGGAAAUCAUGGUACUCCUAUUGUAGCUAGGAUUCAAUCUUUAUUGACCCCAGAGCCGAUGAAAGAGCUUCGCGUGAAAGGAAAGUAUCAGCAUCAUAGUGAAAUCAAAGCUGCACAGGCAAUCAAGAUCACAUCACCGCAGGGGUUUGAACAUGCUAUUGCUGGUACUUCUCUCUAUGUAGUAGGUCCUGGAAAUGACUUGGAAGAGGUCAAGGAAGCAGCGAUGGAGGACAUGGAAGACAUGAUGAAGUUGGUUUUAAUGAACAACGACAAGAGUGAUAGUAAUCAUAGUUCUGGAGGCGAAGGAGUUUGUGUACAAGCAUCAACUCUUGUCUCUUUGGAAGCAAUGCUAGAGUUUCUGAAGGCCCAAGAAGUUAAUACUCUUGUUCGUGGAGUUGGCAUAGGCCCUAUACAGAAAAAGGAUGUCAGGAAGGCCAGUGUGAUGCUCGAAAAGAAGAUUUUGGCAUUUGAUGUCAAAGUGACAUCGGAGGCACAAAAACUUGCAGAUGAAUUGGGGGUGAAGAUUUUUGUUGGUGAUAUAAUUCAUGAGGUGAUUAAGGCCUAUAUGGAAAACCUCAAGGAGGAAAAGGAGAUGGAGUUAGCUGCUGUUGGUGAGGAAGCAGUCUUUCCAUGUGUGCUCAAGAUUUUACCAGACCAUAUUUUCAGAAAGAAGGAUCCAAUUAUUGUGGGGGUUAAAGUUCUUCAAGGCAUUGUCAAGGUUGGGACUCCACUUUGUGUUCCUCAGAGUGACUUUGUGUUUAUUGGACGCAUUGAGUCUAUUAAGAUUAAUGAGAGACGUGUUGAUUCGGCUAACAAGGAGGAGGAGGUUUGCAUUAAGAUAGUUGGAACGAAUUAUCAGCAGCAGGUGAUGUUUGGUAGGCACUUAAAUAUUGAAGAUGAACUUGUAAGCCAAAUCUCAAGGAGGUCGAUUGAUGUGCUAAAAUCAGGCUACCGGAAUGUCCUGUUGCAGGAGUUGGAGCUGGUUUCGACAUUGAAGACUAUAUUCAAGAUACUGUGAUCAGCUAGUUCAGUUGGAUGUGUUUUUAUGUCGU
Molecule: messenger RNA, 2054 nt
Organism: Argentina anserina (silverweed cinquefoil)
Lineage: Eukaryota; Viridiplantae; Streptophyta; Magnoliopsida; Rosales; Rosaceae
Biological process (GO): translational initiation
Cellular component (GO): mitochondrion; cytoplasm
Molecular function (GO): GTPase activity; GTP binding; translation initiation factor activity
Source: RefSeq, a predicted model, not a curated record